Molecule: messenger RNA, 231 nt
Organism: Racocetra persica
Lineage: Eukaryota; Fungi; Glomeromycota; Glomeromycetes; Diversisporales; Gigasporaceae
Source: the annotation of a GenBank genome assembly
AUGGCUGCUUUAAAAGAAUCCUAUUUUUAUAGUAGCGAGGUUGAUCAAGAAUCUGAUAGAAUUAAAACAAUGGAAAAAGUUGAAGCCGUUGGUUCAAGUGCAACAAUAAUAAAAUUCCGGCUUCCAGACGGAAGUAAUAUUAUAGAAUAUUUUGAUAGAUCUGAUCUUGUGCGAUACUUAUUCGAAUUCAUUAAGGUGUCAGUUUCUGAAGCACAAGAUAAGCCACUUGAG